AUGAGCAACUGGAUCAACGAGGCCGCUGUCCCUAACCACAAUGGCAACGGCUUCCCUCACGGCAAUGACCCAUCCGCCGUCACUGGCGCCAUGAUGGAUCCGUCUGUCUUUAUGGGCAAUCCGGCGCAAUUCAACUCCCAGUUCGCGAACCCACAACAGUUGGCCAUGGCCAACGGGCCCAUGCGCAAUGCAUCGCCUUCCUUCCCGAACCAAAUGUAUCAGACCAAUUCCGUCAUUCCCUCGAAGCGACCGAGACCGAGAGAAGAUGGUAUGGGCCAGUCGCCGCGCCCAGCGCCGGGCAUGCUACCAACCUCACGCGCCGAGACGCCGCAGCAAUCAUCCUUUCCGGGAUUCCAACAACCCGGCAUGCCGCAACAAUCGUCCGCUCAGCCGUCUCCAUAUCCCCACCUCCAGCCGAAUGGCUCAGGGAACGCGACGCCGUCCCCCAUCUUGGGCAACCAGAUGCGCCCUGGAAGCGUUCCACAAAGGGUCGCGUCUACCUCCCCACAUCCCUUCUCACCUGCUGCACAACAGUUUCCCCAGGCGUCUCCUUUACCGCCUGACCAUACAGGAACGCCGCAGCAAUUCAUGCAGCAAGGCAACUUCUCGCAGAACUUUAACCCCCAGUUCACACCGGCGCAAUCCCCAGCACGGCCGUCUCCAGGACCGAACCCAAUGGCAGGCCAGAUGAUGCCCCAGCAGAUGGCAAUGGCUCAGCAGAUGCCACAGAUGACGGGCCAGAUGGCUGGGCAAAUGCCAGCUCACAUGUCGGGGCAUAUGGCAAGCCAAAUACCCGCCCAGAUGCCGGGCCAGUUUGCGGGACAGAUGCCCGGUCAAAUGACUGGUCAGAUGGCGGGUCAGAUGCCGAACAUGAUGUUCCCACAGCAAAUGGGCCAACCCCGAAAUGCGCUGGAGCAGCAGAAGCUCCUGUACCAAAUGCAACUCCAACAACAAGCGCAGCGGACAGGCAUGCAAAUGCACCAGAUGAAUGCUCAGAACAUGAUGCAAGCACAGGCUGGCCAGACGCAGGCACAGAUACACACACAAGCACAAGCGCGAAGUAUAAUGGCCUCGCGGCAAGGUAUCCCCAACGGCCAAAUACAACCAGGCGCAAUGAGGCCGCAGCAGGGGAUGCCUCAACAGCAGCCAAUGGCUCGGAUGCCUACCCCAGAACAGUUCAUGAAGCACCUGACAGCUUUCAUGAAUUCAAAGGGCCUCUCUGUGGAUCUGCAACCAUUUGUCGAAGGUCGUCCUAUUCCCCUGCAUAACCUAUUCCAAUUCGUGUACUACCGACUUGGCGGAUACCGGAAUGCGACAAAUUCAAACGGUUGGAUCCAAGUUGCUCAGUCUAGCGGAUUCGCGCCUCAACAAAUCCCCACAGUAGCACCGCAACUCAAGGUCCUAUACGAAAGAAAUCUGCUCAAGUACGAGGAGUUCUGGGCCACGCAACAGAAGAUGCGGCUACAGCAGCAGGGAGGUAUGCCCAAUGUCCAAAAUGCGCAACCCGGAACGCCCACGAAGCCUAUGUCUUCGGGGCAGAUGCAGGCUCAGAUGAUGCAACAGUCACAGCAACUGCAACAUGGCCAGAUGCAAUCCCCCAUCAAGCCAUCAGGUCCGCAGCAGACAGGCGUCAAUGGCUUCUCAGCUCCUGGCCAUGGCCAACAGCCGAUGCUCUCCAACCAAGGACAUUCACGCAACAGCUUGUCGAGGAGCGUCCAGGCUACUCCCACAGUGGACGAAUUUCCUAUCCCUUCACCUGCACAGAGCAAAGCUGGGACUUUGUCCCUUCCCGGCUCCGCCCACCCGGAAAGCCAAGGGAUGAGCGAUGAUGUCGGGGCUUCGCUGAAAUUCCCUGCUCCCUUUGCGACCAAUCCGGAUGAGUAUAUGCCUUGCUCGCGAGAAAUCACAACCCAUGGAGGGUUCGACGUGAACGCUUUGAUGAAGGUUGGCGAUGAGUUGCAGAGAUCCAAAAUCGACAUCCCGUUGCCAACCGAAUUUGGGAAUGUCGACAUUCACGCUCUCACGAAAAGCAUCCAGAGCGGCAUUUAUGGCGAGGUUCGGCUGGCCCUCGAUACUUUGGCGGCUUUGACGUGCAGCGACUAUCACUUCCUCAGUCCCACGCAGCCGGUACCCAUUCCCCAGAUUGACUUGAGACAUUGCGAUGAGCUAGUCGAAGCCUUGAUUGAGUGUGCCGAAGAGCAAGUUGACUUGCUGGUGGAGAACUCUGAAGAAGCAUCAAACGAGAUAACCAUCCCUUCAUAUGAGGAUGUUGUGCGCGCCUGCAGGGUAGAAAGACUUGCGUUGCGCCACCCGCCACUCUUCGGGUCUCAGGCGCAUGUGCUCGAGCGCGCGGUGGAGCGGCUCAUUUGCAUUACAACCAUCCUGCGGAACCUCUCAUGCCGUGAGGAGAACCACGCUUGUCUCGCGGACGAAACUGUCGUCAAGUUUAUUUGCGUCGUUAUCAGAUACCUGGGAACCCGCGAGAUGCUCCUUCGAACCCAGGUCGACACCCUAGAUUUGAUGAAGGACUUGAUCACUCUCUUGUCGAACAUUGCUGGCUCGGUGGAGAUACCCGGACGGGAGCAGGCCUUCUGCCUGCUCCAGUUCUUGCUCGCCUUCGCACCGACUCUAGGCCCGACGUGGUCGGACGACCGGCUAUUCUUCUCAUCAUACGAACCCGCGCUACAUCCGUAUCUACCCCAUGCCGUCGACUGCCUAGCCAAGCUACUGGCAAGGGACGAGCCGAACAGGACGUACUACAAGGCCAUCUUUGCGGCCGAGGCGGCCGUCAACGCCUCCCCCCCUUGCGAACUCCUUACCCGCGUUUUCGGUCUCGCGAUAUCCCCACUACCCGACCAUUCACGCGAUCACAGGCCCAUGAAUUUGCCAUCCCUGGUUGAAGCGCGCAAGCCCGUCCUAAUGCAAGGUCUUCUUGCCGCCGACAUCAUGGCCGGACUUGCUCCUGGGUAUGAAAGCGGGGUGACGCGCGCAUGGCUUGCAUCUGGCAAUGGCUUUGCGCAGAACCUAUUGCUCUUGGUCCGCCAGCUGAGUGCUCAGUUCGAGGGUCCACCCGGUAGGACGGGUGGCCAGCCACGAACCCAGCCAAAGCGGGAUCUUGAUCUCGUGUAUAUCAUUGCGCUAGCCGUCAACAUGUUGAAGCGGCUCGGGGAGAAGGCGCAUGAUCCCAAUAGCCCGGAACGAAAGGUCAGCGUGCCGCCGGAAGUUCUUCCGGCCAGGGAAAGCGUGCUCAGUGCGCUGCAGAUGCAGGCGAACGAGUGGACUAAGGAAGGCAUUUUGGCGGAUCUGCUGGCGUACGUCGACUUGGGUCGCUAA
This is a messenger RNA of Canariomyces notabilis, 3333 nucleotides long. RefSeq lists its product as uncharacterized. Gene Ontology annotation, biological process: regulation of transcription by RNA polymerase II. Gene Ontology annotation, cellular component: SWI/SNF complex; nucleus. Gene Ontology annotation, molecular function: transcription cis-regulatory region binding. NCBI's taxonomy places the organism in Eukaryota, Fungi, Ascomycota, Sordariomycetes, Sordariales, Chaetomiaceae. Bases 1 to 3333 code for a protein of 1110 amino acids. The record is from RefSeq and is a predicted model, not a curated record. The transcript is spliced from 2 exons.